UACAAUCCAUCCAUACUCGUCAUGAAUUCAGGAAAAAAUUCAAUUAAUAGCUCUUCUUCUGACCGUGUUCUUCGUACGCGCACUACUACUACCCAACCUACCUCCUCAAAAGUUCUCUCACCGGUUACAAGUACUUCAACCAUUGAUGACGUGAUGUCGACUCUACUUUCUUUUCGGAACGACUUGACAGCUUCCAAUGAGAAGCUAUCUACCGCCCAAACAUCACAAUUCAAAGACUUAAAAAGCGAUCUUAAGAAACUUUCAUGUCUAAUUGCGGACCUUAAAGCCGAAAAUACUGCGCUAAGAAAUGAUGUUGACUCACUUAUGGACAAAGUUGCGAAACUUGAGUCAGGUUCAACCACUAACAUUGCUUCUAAUACCGUUUCACAAGUUCUACAGGAGACUUUUGAGAGUGAGAGAUGUUCUUAUAAUGUACUUGCCUAUGGUGUCACAGAGUCACUUUCUUCAAAUAUUGCUGAACGUAUUAAAGACGACAAGGAAACUUUUCAAAAACUACUCGAAGAAAAUUCAAUUGGGCCCUCUCAUGGCUCCAAAUAUUUUCGGCUCGGUAAAGCUCGUUCUGAUUAUGUCCGCCCUCUCAAAGUUAUUUAUACUUCAAAAGAAGAUGCAACUAAACUAAUUAUGUCCUUUGCCGAGUUAAAAAACCAAGGUGUAUCAAUUACGCAGGGAUUCCGAGUUGUCAAGGACAAGACCAAACUCCAACGGGAACUACUAAGAUCAUGUCACUUGGAAAUUGACCAUAGGACUAGCAAUGGCGAAUCUGGUCUUUCCAUCAAGUAUGUUAACGGUUCUCCGAAAGUGAUCUCUGAUGGGUCAAAAAACGGUGUUCACCCUCGGCGACUAACCGAUCCAAAGUCCAACGCCCAAAUCAACUAG
This is a messenger RNA of Aphis gossypii (cotton aphid), 897 nucleotides long. RefSeq lists its product as uncharacterized. NCBI's taxonomy places the organism in Eukaryota, Metazoa, Arthropoda, Insecta, Hemiptera, Aphididae. The record is from RefSeq and is a predicted model, not a curated record. Bases 22 to 897 code for a protein of 291 amino acids. The transcript has a single exon.